AUGGAUGCUUCCUCGCUAUGCAAUGCGAUUUCAGGCUCGCCGCAUGGCUUCCUGGUUCCCUCCAAUGAAUUGCAUACUGCUUCACGACUCGCGACGAAGAAUUUCCUCGACCCGCUCGCAUCCAGUUUGACAACUCUACAGGACCGAUGGCACAAAUCUCAGAACAACGGUCAAAGGGUCAAGAAGAAUUCUAGCAAAAACCGGUUCCGCGUACAAAAGCUUUAUCUCGAUGGCUUCUCCGUUGGGCAGGUGUGGGAACAGGUUGUGAGAAUCUUAGAUGAGACAAACGAUCAACUGAGCAACGACAUAGAAGAAACCGAAAAAUCUUUGCAGAAGAGUGUCGGCAAGGGAAGGCUUCAUUCACCGCAGUCCAUCGCAUCCGACCAAGAUGAUAGCGCGCUCGAAGACGAUAUCAGCCGAUCGGAACUAGAUUCACAACUUGGCGCCGAGGACUCCAAUCUUGAUUCAGAGGACGUGGAAGAUGACAUGGAGGAGGAUGUCGAAGAGGUAUCCGACGAGGAUGAAUCAGAUGCGGAUAUUGAAGAAAGAUCUACAGUUUCGGAAGAUGCCACCUCGGAGACAUAUGUCGAAGACAAGUUCGGCUUAAAUGACGGGUUCUUUUCUAUCGACGACUUCAAUAAACAAAGUGAAUAUUUCGAGAGGAUGGAUACAAGGGGCGAUCAAGACGAACCCAGCGACGAAGAGGAAGUCGAUUGGCACGCCGACCCAACCUCAGCAACAACAUCAACCGCCCGACUGUCUAAAUCCUCUGCGGACAAAGAUGAGAUUGAAGAUAGUGAGGAUAGUGAUGCAGGCCCGACCUUUGGCGAUGGAGAUUUCGGGGAUGGCGAUAGCGAUGAGGAACUAGAAGAGAACGAAAUGGGUGCGGACUGGUUAGACACCAACGACAUCAAAUACGACGACUUCUUCGCUCCACCCCCUCGCAAAGCCUCCAAAAAGAAGGCCAGACCACUCCCAAAGACACAGCCCACAGCAGCACCCACUGAUGACGAUAUCGAACGUGCUAUUUCAGAUGUUCGCCGGGAUCUGUUUGAGGAUAUCUCGGAUCAAGCAGACUCUGACGUGGAUAUGGAUGCAGGAGAGGCCGAGGGAGGACGCUCAACACAUGAAAAGCAGAAAGCCAAAAUAGCGGAUGAGAUCCGUCGACUAGAAAUGGCUAAUGUCGCGAAAAAGGAGUGGAUGCUCGCUGGUGAAGCUAGGGCACCGCAGCGGCCACUCAAUUCACUGAUUGAGGAGGACCUCGAAUUCGAACGUAUCGGCAAACCGGUGCCCGUGGUUACCAGUGAGACUUCGGAAGAGAUGGAACAACUCAUCAAGCGGAGGAUCAUUGCCAAGGAAUUUGACGAGGUCGUUCGACGCUUACCCGACUCUGUUCGACAGCAUGAUAUUAGUCGAGGACGUGUUGAAGUAGACCAAACCAAGCCUCAACAGAGUCUUGCUGAGAUAUACGAGAACGACCAUCUACGAGCAACAGACCCCUCAUAUGUGGACCAGAAGAACGAGAAACUCAAGAAAGAACAUGCCGAGAUCACACAGCUAUGGAAAAGCACCAGCUCUCAGCUUGACGCAUUGUCAAACUGGCACUACAAGCCUAGUGUGCCUCAGCCCAAUAUCAAUGUCAUUACAGAUGUCGCUACAGUGAUGAUGGAAGACGCCCGACCUGGUGGCAGUGCAGUUGUGGGAGAACAAGGAACUUUGGCUCCUCAGGAAGUAUAUCAUCCCAAGGAUGGCGCCGGUCUUGGAGGAGAAGUUGUCUUGAAGAAUGGUGUAUCUGUGGCCAAGGAUGAAAUGAGCCGCGAAGAAAAGUCCAGGAGAAGGCGAAAUGAGAAGAAGAAAUUCAAGGCAACAUCGCAACAACCCGGUAAACAGAAGAAGACGGAUGAAGGGCAACAGAUUCUGUCUGAUCUCAAGAAGGGUGGCGUGCAGAUGGUUGGACAAGGGGGUGAGCUGCAGUCUCUCAAUGAGCGUCGCAAGUCUGGCACUGCCACAGCGGCUCAAAGUGAUAGCUUAAAAUUAUAG
Molecule: messenger RNA, 2040 nt
Organism: Talaromyces amestolkiae
Lineage: Eukaryota; Fungi; Ascomycota; Eurotiomycetes; Eurotiales; Trichocomaceae
Exons: 1
Coding region: 1-2040 (679 amino acids)
Biological process (GO): rRNA processing
Cellular component (GO): Mpp10 complex; sno(s)RNA-containing ribonucleoprotein complex; nucleus
Source: RefSeq, a predicted model, not a curated record